CAUGGAAGUUAGUUUACUCUGUGCCCCGAAAAACGGUGCCAAAACCCGAAUGCUGCUUUAUGCCAAUUGAAGCUAAAAGAGAGUUCAGAGCUUCCUCGCCGCGAAAGCACUCGGCCAUAGCAUCUCAUUCCUCAAACGCAAACUAAACUAAAUAAAAUGAUCAUGUCACGUCUGCUUCGUUCACACUCAUCGUUCCCAAGACUACAGAUGAGGUCUAAGGGUCGAAUUUCCUUCGGUGCAAACAAUUCAUUUGGGCUAGCCCGCCGAUGAAGCUAGAGUAUUACCCGAUCCGUGUAGAAGGGGCGCUUUACACAGGUUCAAAUAUGGUAGGUGAAUCCUUGAAAGCUGAGGAAGCAGAGACAGUAACGGUCACACCACCUCCAACAGAGAAGCUACUCGUUUUGGGUGGAAAUGGAUUUGUUGGCUCACACGUAUGUAGAGAAGCUAUGGAGCAUGGUUUGACUGUUUCUAGCCUUAGCAGGUCCGGGAGGUCAUCUGUACAUGAUUCUUGGGCUGACAGCGUGGUCUGGCAUCAAGGAGAUCUGCUGUCACCUGAAUCAAUGAAGCAUGCAAUGAAUGGAGUGACCUCUGUGAUCUCUUGUGUUGGAGGUUUUGGCUCAAACUCUCAUAUGCAUAGGAUCAAUGGAACUGCAAAUAUAAAUGCUAUUGAAGCUGCUGCUGAGCAAUGUGUAAAAAGAUAUAUAUAUAUCUCUGCUGCUGACUUUGGUUUGAUAAAUUACUUACUGAAAGGAUAUUAUGAGGGGAAGAGAGCAACCGAAAAGGAGCUAAUGAUUAAAUUCCCCUAUGGAGGUGUAAUUCUUCGGCCAGGUUUCAUACAUGGGACUCGCCAGGUUGGGCGCAUGAAGUUGCCUCUAAGUCUAAUUGGGGCUCCAUUGGAGAUGGUUCUGCGAUAUGCAAAACCGCUAACCAGAAUCCCUCUAGUUGGUCCACUUUUUACUCCUCCAGUCAAUGUGACUUCAGUGGCAAAGGUUGCUGUAAGAGCUGCAAUAGAUCCAGCAUUUCCUCCUGGAAUUGUUGACGUAUAUGGUAUACUACAAUAUGGAGAACAAAAGUCAGGCUAACCAUUGUUAGGUAUUCUGAAUCGUUUCCUCGAGUAUAAGAUCUCUGCGACUGAGCUACCCACGUCUCUUAGUGGAAUAGGAUUCUUAAAUCUUGAUGCUGUUCCUGAUUAAGGCAACUAUCUCUUAAAUUCUAAUUGAUGCAUUUUUUGAGAUGUUUAUGUGGAUGAAGCAAUAAUAUGUGUCAGUUUGGCACAUUGGUAUUUUUUUU
Alnus glutinosa is the source of this 1290-nucleotide messenger RNA. RefSeq lists its product as uncharacterized. The record is from RefSeq and is a predicted model, not a curated record. Gene Ontology annotation, molecular function: protein-containing complex binding. Gene Ontology annotation, cellular component: mitochondrion. Lineage: Eukaryota; Viridiplantae; Streptophyta; Magnoliopsida; Fagales; Betulaceae. Bases 267 to 1082 code for a protein of 271 amino acids. The transcript is spliced from 11 exons.